This is a messenger RNA of Rhineura floridana, 5768 nucleotides long. It is a transcript of the gene SLC12A4, whose product is annotated as solute carrier family 12 member 4. Bases 477 to 4538 code for a protein of 1353 amino acids. Gene Ontology annotation, cellular component: membrane. Gene Ontology annotation, biological process: cell volume homeostasis; chemical synaptic transmission; chloride ion homeostasis. The record is from RefSeq and is a predicted model, not a curated record. The transcript is spliced from 32 exons. Gene Ontology annotation, molecular function: metallodipeptidase activity; potassium:chloride symporter activity. NCBI's taxonomy places the organism in Eukaryota, Metazoa, Chordata, Lepidosauria, Squamata, Rhineuridae.
AAUAUCACGCACUGUCCCUGGCAGAAGCACAGUACGUUCAGCUUUUUUCUAGAAUGACUCGGCCAUUUGUUGUUGGAGCUUGGUGGUGUUGGGCUAGGAUUGCUGGGUAAUCUAGAGUUGGGUGUUUGUUUUUGUUUUCUCCGUGUUGUGGUUUUUCUGCCGAGAAAGGAAGAACUGUCUUUUAAUGAUAAUGUCACAGUUCCUGCGUGGGGUGCAGAUGUGGGCAACUGCUGAGACAUCGCAGGAAGCGAGGAUAUGAGUUCAGAUCAAAAUUGCAGUGAAACAUCAGGCAAAUUGAGCUACUGCAACUUGAGUCAUCAGACAGAUGCAAUGAUUGCAUUUCAUUGGCAAGCCAACAAAACACAGACCAUCCUCUGUGUUUUGAAGCCAUUGCCUGUGGAACCUCUGCAAGCUUGAGAGCUUAGCACUCCUCCUCAUCCAAGACACCACGUUGCAAACUUCUCCAUUCAGUGAGCAUGUUUGUGGACUCAAAGAGGGAGCCUGUGAAGAUGCUGCUGCAGCUGCUACUGCUGCUUGCUGACAUUUUGGGAUCCAGAGCUGAUGCAUCACUGAGAAUGAAGGCUCUUGAGUUAAUGAAGCAAGCCCCGUUAAUCGAUGGGCACAAUGAUCUGCCACUGAAGCUGAGAUGGUUCUACCAGAACAAGAUGAGCAAAGUUGACCUGAGAACACUCAACACGACAGACACAAACAUUCAGAAGCUCCAAGGUGGCCAUGUUGGUGCUCAGUUUUGGUCAGUGUAUGUUCUCUGCAGUGCACAGAACAAAGAUGCCGUGCGCUUGACAUUGGAACAGAUUGACGUUGUCAAGAGGAUGUGCACAGCCUAUGAAGAAUUUGAACUGGUGACCUCUUCUCAAGGCAUUGCCAAGACGGACAGCAAAAAAAUAGCAUGCUUGAUUGGCAUCGAAGGAGGUCACUCCAUCGACAGCAGCCUUGCAACUCUGAGGAUGUUUUACGAACUGGGCGUUCGGUACAUGACGCUGACCCACAACUGCAACACUCCCUGGGCAGAAACCUCAUCAAAGGAAAUAUAUAAUUUUUAUCCCAGCGCUGAGGGCUUGAGCACUUUUGGCAAAGAAGUGGUGAAGGAGAUGAAUCGACUGGGGAUGAUGGUAGACUUAUCUCACACAUCUGACGCAACAGCAAGGGCAGCUCUUCAUAUCUCCAAAGCACCAGUCAUUUUCAGCCACUCAUCGGCUUCCUCAAUCUGUAACCAUUCAAGGAACGUUCCAGAUGAUAUUCUGACACAUCUGAAAAAGAAUCGUGGAAUUGUGAUGGUGACAUUCUCAAUCGCGUUCUUGGCCUGUGGUAGCCGAUCAGUUAACGUUUCUACUGUUGCAGGCCAUGGCAACCAUAAAGAAAGCAGUCCUUUCCUCAACACCUCUGAUCCUGGCAAAGGAGAGGAUUACUAUGACCGAAACUUGGCCUUGUUUGAGGAGGAAUUGGAUAUUCGGCCCAAAGUCUCUUCCCUGCUUGGCAAACUGGUCAGCUACACAAAUCUCACUCAGGGAGCCAAGGAACAUGAGGAAGCAGAAAGCGCUGAAGGCUCAAGAAAGAAAAUAUCAAAAUCACCCAGCAUGGGCACCCUGAUGGGAGUCUACCUGCCAUGUAUGCAGAAUAUUUUUGGGGUCAUUCUCUUCCUUCGACUGACAUGGAUGGUGGGAACAGCUGGUGUUCUACAAUCCUUCCUGAUUGUCUUAAUCUGCUGCUGCUGUACUCUGCUGACGGCCAUAUCGAUGAGUGCUAUUGCAACAAAUGGUGUUGUUCCAGGUUCUGGAUCUGGCCAUUAUGAUGGGAUGGAUGAAGCUGGUGGUUCAUACUUCAUGAUCUCAAGAUCUUUGGGCCCUGAAUUUGGUGGAGCGGUGGGACUGUGUUUUUACUUGGGGACAACGUUUGCAGGUGCUAUGUACAUUCUUGGUGCCAUUGAAAUUUUGCUAACAUACAUUGCUCCCCAAGCUGCCAUUUUUCAUCCAACUGGUGCCCACGACACAUCCAACGCUACGCUGAAUAACAUGCGAGUGUAUGGAACCUUAUUCCUCACGUUCAUGGCUGUGGUGGUCUUCGUAGGCGUGAAAUAUGUCAACAAAUUUGCUUCUCUUUUUUUGGCCUGUGUCAUAAUAUCCAUCUUGUCCAUCUAUGCUGGAGCGAUCAAAUCCAUCUUUGAUCCACCUGUUUUCCCAGUUUGUAUAUUAGGCAACAGGACUCUUUCAAGGGACCUGUUUAAUAUUUGUGCCAAAACUACAGUUGUUGACAACAUCACUGUGCCCUCCCAGUUGACUGAGCUCUUCUGCCCAGGGUACAACACCACCUCUGGAUUCUGUGACGAGUACUUCCAAUUCAAUAAUGUUACAGAGAUUGUAGGGAUACCUGGAGCUGCAAGUGGCAUUUUGAAAGAUAACAUCUGGAGCAAUUACUUGGAGAAAGGAGAAAUUUUGGAGGAAGCUGGUCACCCAUCUGUUAAUGUGGCUGGACAUAAGAACAACCUUCACCUGUAUGUUUAUGCGGACAUAGCAACUUCCUUCACAGUGCUUGUUGGCAUCUUUUUCCCUUCAGUGACAGGGAUCAUGGCUGGCUCAAAUCGAUCUGGAGACCUCAAAGAUGCCCAGAAGUCUAUCCCUGUUGGAACAAUCCUAGCAAUUAUCACUACAUCACUAGUCUAUUUCAGCUGUGUGCUGCUCUUUGGGGCGUGUAUUGAAGGAGUUGUUCUUAGAGAUAAAUACGGUGAUGCAGUGAACAAGAACUUAGUGGUGGGCACUCUCUCAUGGCCCUCACCGUGGGUCAUUGUGAUAGGCUCUUUUUUCUCUACUUGUGGGGCAGGUUUGCAGAGCCUCACUGGUGCCCCACGGCUGCUUCAAGCAAUUGCCAAGGACAACAUAAUUCCUUUCUUAAGGGUGUUUGGCCACGGAAAGGCAAAUGGUGAGCCGACCUGGGCCCUUCUGUUAACAGCAUUGAUUGCAGAACUUGGCAUUCUUAUUGCAUCUCUUGACAUGGUGGCCCCAAUUCUUUCUAUGUUUUUCUUGAUGUGUUACCUAUUUGUCAACUUAGCCUGUGCAGUGCAAACACUCCUAAGAACUCCAAACUGGCGGCCCAGAUUUAAGUACUACCACUGGGCCUUGUCCUUUCUAGGCAUGAGUAUCUGCCUUGCACUGAUGUUCAUUUCUUCCUGGUAUUAUGCUUUAGUGGCAAUGGUCAUCGCAGGCAUGAUUUACAAGUACAUUGAAUACCAGGGGGCAGAGAAGGAAUGGGGCGAUGGGAUCCGGGGUCUGUCGCUAAGUGCUGCCCGAUAUGCUCUGCUGAGAUUGGAGGAAGGCCCCCCACACACCAAGAACUGGAGGCCGCAGCUGUUGGUGCUUCUGAAACUGGAUGAAGAUUUGCAUGUGAAAUACCCCAGGCUAUUAACAUUUGCUUCUCAGCUAAAAGCCGGCAAAGGGCUGACCAUAAUUGGAACAGUGAUACAAGGCAACUUCCUGGAGAGCUACGGAGAAGCCCAGGCUGCUGAACAGACAAUCAAGAACAUGAUUGAGAUUGAGAAGGUGAAAGGAUUUUGCCAAGUCGUCGUGGCUAAUAAAGUCCGGGACGGCAUUUCCCACUUGAUACAGUCGUGUGGAUUGGGGGGCAUGAAGCAUAACACUGUGGUGCUGGGUUGGCCAUAUGGCUGGAGGCAAAGUGAAGACCCAAGAUCCUGGAAGACCUUUAUAGACACUGUACGAUGUACAACAGCAGCUCAUCUUGCCUUGCUGGUGCCCAAAAAUGUGUCCUUCUAUCCUGGAAAUCACGAGCGUUACAAUGAAGGGAACAUCGACGUCUGGUGGAUUGUGCAUGAUGGAGGCAUGUUGAUGCUGCUUCCUUUUCUACUCAAACAGCAUAAAGUUUGGCGAAAGUGUAAAAUGCGAAUUUUCACUGUAGCCCAGAUGGAUGACAACAGCAUUCAAAUGAAGAAAGAUCUGGCAACCUUCCUCUACCACCUCCGAAUAGAGGCUGAAGUAGAAGUAGUGGAAAUGCAAAACAGCGAUAUCUCUGCAUACACUUAUGAGCGGACUUUGAUGAUGGAGCAGAGAUCUCAGAUGCUGAGGCAGAUGAGGUUGACCAAAACAGAAAGGGAAAGGGAGGCUCAGCUGGUGAAGGACAGGCACUCGAUCAUAAGGUUAGAGAGCCUCUACUCUGAUGAGGAAGAUGAGGGGGAAGCAGUCCCAGAAAAGAUCCAGAUGACGUGGACGAAGGACAAAGGCGACUCUGAAAAGCGGAUCCACAACAGCACAGUGGAGAACUUUAGGGAGCUCAUCAGUAUUAAACCGAACCAGUCAAAUGUCCGACGGAUGCACACUGCUGUGAAGCUGAAUGAAGUCAUUGUAAACCGGUCCCAUGAUGCGCGACUUGUUCUUCUCAAUAUGCCGGGCCCUCCCAAGAACACUGAUGGAGAUGAAAACUAUAUGGAAUUUCUUGAGGUCUUGACUGAGGGUUUGGAGCGGGUAUUACUUGUCAGAGGUGGCGGCCGAGAAGUCAUCACCAUCUACUCUUGAUCAACAUAAAACAGAACCUGACCGUUUAUCCUCUUCAUGAUAAAAGGACAUUCCAGUUCUUAAGGGAGAAUAGGACUUUUCUUUUUCUGCCUCUACUUCUACACGAUCUCCUUUCCCCCCCAAAGUGUACACAACUCACUGUAGCUGUAAAUGCAAGUUCCACUGCAUUAUUCCAGUUGGAAUAUACGUAUCUCUUUUGAAGUGUGAUUGUAUCACACCAUUCUGCUUAGAGACACAUUUAAUCAUGACUCUGAUGUAGCAAUGCUUCUGCUUUGAUACUCUUUGAUACAGCUCUAAUACUGGUUUUGUGUUUUUUUAGAAAAUAAAAGUGCAGAAUUUUUAGACACUAUAUAUCAUAUAUUAGAACUAAGGUCCAUUCUCUGUUAACAAGAUUUUAAGCAAAUCUUUUACAUUGGGGUCUAGGGGCACUUUACAGCUGUUGCUGAUUCUCUGUAUCUUCUAAGUCAGAAGGGGAAAAAAAUCCUAACCAGUUUAAAUUGGAGGUGGCUAACCUGUGGCCUUCCAGGUGUUGUUGGCCUAUCAGCCCCAGCCAGCAUGAUCCACAAUGGUCAAGGAUGAUGGAAGUCGUAGCCCAAGAGCAUCCGGCAGAGCCACAAAUUAGCCACCCCAUGACUUAAAAAUAUACACACAGUUUCUAAACUCAGCUCCACGACUAUGCUUUCUGUAUUCAAUAAGAAUUUACACUUUGUGAUAAAAGCUUUAAAUUAUGUGAAUUAUGUAUGUGGAUUGCUACAACAUACAGGAGAGUGCGUCUGACUGAAAAUGACCCCCCUCUCCCCCCUUAUUUAUUUUUCUAUUUAUUUGUUAGAAACAUGGCAGAAAGAAAAGCAAACCGUACUAAUGAUUGUGGUCCGCUGCCUGCAGGCCAUUUUUAGUUGGAACAGGCUAUGUAAUAAACACACAACUGGUCUGUUAGAUGUUUUCAUAGAGUUUCUUCCAAUAAAUUAGAUCAAAAGGUUAGUUCUAUGUAGCUCUGCUCUGUUCCAAGUAAUUUUGCAGGCUACAGUGGUGUAAACAGGUAGGCUGUACUUUUCAAGAAUGUCAACACACACCAUUCACAGGACAUGCUGGUUACAAAGUGAGGAAGGUUGACAUUAUGGGGAAAAUCUUUUUUUAACCAGGAAGUCUUAAGGGUUUUUUUUACAUCCCACUGUAUUUACUGUAUGGGAGGUCUGUAUUUUUUUCCAAUAAAAUACUGCAUACACUUGA